Molecule: messenger RNA, 871 nt
Organism: Geodia barretti
Lineage: Eukaryota; Metazoa; Porifera; Demospongiae; Tetractinellida; Geodiidae
Source: the annotation of a GenBank genome assembly
AAGAGGGGGGAAGGGCGAUUUAUGGGCGUGGUUUUCGAUCAGCUGCAGGGGCGUGGUCAUCUCCUUGUGGCCGGCUAGGUAGACGGACGGACUCAUGACUUCGUCUCUCCGCUCGCUGUCGGGGGGUGGCGGAGGGUUCACGUGGCCGUGGCAGUACUACUUUCCCCCGUUCUUCACGGUCCAGGUGAACAGCGACACCAGGGCCAAGCAGCUGGAGGCGUGGUGUCGCCUGGUACUCGACUACCACCGGGCCCACAAGUCGUACGUCCUGGACAUCAGCGAGGCUCAGUCCAGCCAGCUCUUCUCCAACCAGGACAUCAACCGUAGAUUACCACCAGAAGGCAUAGAUCUUGUACUCAAAACACUAGAAUCUAGGGGUAAUGUAGAGUGGCAGAACAGUGAGAAGAGUCGGUGCCUGGUGAUGUGGAGAUCUCCCAGAGAGUGGGGGGAGCUCAUCUACAAAUGGGCCCAGGCCUCGGGACAUGGUAACAGUGUGUGUACUCUCUAUGAGUUACAUUCUGGGGAGGAUACAACUGAGGAAGAGUUCUGUGGAAUCGAGCUGUGGGUACUGCAGAGGUCCAUCCAGGCCCUGGCCAGAGAGGGGAAGGCUGAGCUCAUCCCAGGAGACAGUGCAGACGGCUCUGACGCUGGUGUCAAGUUCUUUUCCUGAGACAUGAGAUCUUUGUGCAUGCUCGGGAAAUAUUUUUCGUUUGUGUCAAUGAAACACCCAUUAAAGGGAAUGUGGCAGUACGUAAGGGCUAAAUAAACAAUAGAGCCUUGUGAGAAGUGUUCUCUUUUAGUAACAUUUCCUUAAUUUAGCCAUAAUAACUAUACUGCCACAUUCCCUUUAACUUUUCCUUUGAUCUUGACA